Rhipicephalus microplus (southern cattle tick) is the source of this 3266-nucleotide messenger RNA. RefSeq names its product repressor of RNA polymerase III transcription Maf1 (gene Maf1). Gene Ontology annotation, cellular component: nucleus. Gene Ontology annotation, biological process: negative regulation of transcription by RNA polymerase III. NCBI's taxonomy places the organism in Eukaryota, Metazoa, Arthropoda, Arachnida, Ixodida, Ixodidae. The record is from RefSeq and is a predicted model, not a curated record. Gene Ontology annotation, molecular function: RNA polymerase III core binding.
ACACUCUACCGCUGCUACAGCUGCUGCGACGCUUGCCAAGUGAAAACAGCGGACAACGGCCGAUCCUUUUAUUCAGAAUAGCCCAGGUGUUGUUUGCUCGCGGGGGUGGUGCUGGUAGUGGUUAGACGAUAAGAAAAGGCACCUAAUUUCUGCAACCCGGUCGGGAGCACGGCGCAGUGCCUGCUCGCGGGAGUCAAGUUUGUUUGCCGCAGUUGCUGGCGCUCUGUCGGUUACCAGGAGCACGGGGUGAUAUAGUGCAGCGCAGUUGACCCGAAACAAGACGCCAUUGUUGCAAUCCCGAUGAAAACAGUGAUCAGCUGUCGUCCAGAAGUAAUGAUCGCUGGCCUUAGGUCAAAAUUUCAAAGUUUUGGCCUCACGACUAGUUCUGGAAGUUCCAAGAGCCUGAAGAAGAGUAAAAAAAUAGAGGAACAGCCUAAAAGACUCGCGGAAAGAGUUUUCGCUUAGGCUUGGUUUCGUUUCGAACGUUCGCACUUGUGACGCGACAGCAUUUGUGUUCCAGCAUUUCGACCGUGCACUUGCCAACUCAGUGGGACAAUGAAGCUUUUAGAAAGCAGCCGCUUCGAGGCCAUCAACUCGGCGUUGUGCUUCGAGACUGGCGAUUGCAAGAUCGUUGGCAGGAUUGAAAGCUACUCGUGCAAGAUGGUGGGAAGUGACAAGCGACUGUUCAAGACUAUGAAUGCUGAAGCAAGUGGUGGACUGAAUGACUUGCAAGCAUUAUCACCACCGCAAAGUGUACUGAUCUCGCAGAGCCCAAGUAGGCUUUACAGCCGGAGCCAGAGUGAUGACGGAGAGGGCCACUUGUGUGAUACUAUCAAUCGCAAGACUCUCUUCCACUUGAUUGGGACAUUGAAUGCAUCGUUCCAUCCCGAUUAUGAUUUCAGCCAGGCCAAGAGUGACGAAUUCAGCCGUGAGCCCAGUGUGGAUAGAAAAUGUGCCAGGAAAUCUCCCAGCCCAGGAAGCAAGCUGUGGGAUCUGGGUGGACUUUUGCAUCCGUCGAAUUCCCUUUACGCCCUCAUCCUGAACCUUGAGGACAAAAUCACUCGUUCCUUGAGCUCAGCACGUCUUCACGCCAAGUCGGCCUUAGAGAUGCUGAAGGGGAUUGGCGAGACACAACAAAUUGGCUGCCCAAAGCAUGGUGCUAUCUUGACCAAAAGUGGGGUGCGAUUUUAUUGCCUCACUCGUGUCCACUUUUUUUUUUGAAAGGCAUGAACCAAAAAGAAGACAAAAACAAAGGGCGGAGAGUUAAGCCAUGUGUACUCUAGUGGCAGAGCACGAAUACCUCGGCAUGCAUGGAAAUAAAUUUAUGUUUUUGUUGAAAAAGUGUCUCCUCUAUGUCUGCUGCUGGGGACGAUUCUCGAGCCAGAGGCUUCGCGACAUACGUAAGUUUUAGCACUCUUAAUUCGUUACUCGUCUAAGUUAAUGAGCAAUGGUAGGCUGUUAAAACUUCUAUGUUCGGAAACCGAUAAUUGAAUGCCAAGUGAGAAUUUAAGCUGCGACUUGCACAAGAUUGUGCGUCCGCGGCGAAGCACCAAAACGAGGCUCUUUUACCGACGUUUGUGCUCGUGGAUGAAGGAAUUUAACAUGCUCUAAGUAAUAUGAAGCUUUCCAGUAAUCGCAACGUCUCGUAACACACCUGCAGUUCUGCCGUGAGUAACCACAAUAUUACGAAAUCCACAAAAGUUGGUGUCGGGUCUCGCUCAUAUGCCUUCUCGAGAAUUGUUUUCAGAGGCGAGAAAAUAUAGAGAUACUUAAGCCACGAAAGACAUUACGUGCCUUAAGUAUCUUAAGUAUUGUCGUACAUUGACUCAAUAAAAAAGGUUUUCACCGAAAAUAGCUGACCGCCUUAUAGCGUGAGAGCAGGCCUGUAGCCAGAAAUUUUUUCCGGGGGGAGGGGCACUUGCUAAAAACUACGAGGAAAGGGGCCCCUAGCUCCUCCCCCCUCCCCCGGCUACGGGCCUGCGUCUAACUUCUGCGGAGAGCAGCGCACGCUUAUUCGUAUGUCGCCUGCGCAAGGGUACCCGCGCCUCUGCGUGCAGCGCUCCAAGCGGCAUCGGCGCGCUUUGGGGACCGGUUUCAGCAACCUCUUUUCACACCUCCUCAUUCUAGCCACCCUAAUGUGGCACUUUCGCUGUGGUUUUGGUUCGUGCAGUGCUGAAGUUUCUUUAUUGUGGUGUUGGAUCGUGUUGCUUCGUUGAAGGUGAAAAGGUGCUUACCGCGCUGCGUUGCUACACUGCUACAGGCAAGGCCUUAUCGGUUUUUGAGGUAGCUAUGCUGUAACUCGUGCUGCCGGUUGCGUGUAUGCCAUUCAGUUCCGUUGUGGGAUCAAAAGCUAAAUAUGCGUGCUGUUCAUUUGAUUACAUAACGGAGCUAUGCCUGGGUCAGUGUAUCUGGAGAUAAAGCAAAUUGUAGUUUCGAUUGUAACAGAAGUGCUCGUUUCUUUCUGUUCGUCGAUCUAUGUUAUUAAGUUUAUAAUAAAUAAGGUCGUGUGCUUCCGAACACUUGCUUGUUCGUGUUGGCAGCAGUUGAUAUUCAGGCAGAUAUAUGCGCGCACGCUAUGCACGCUACAGAUGCUACAAUUGCAGUGCUUAUAGAUAAGCUCGAAUAUUGAUAAGAAUGCACACAAGCAAAAAAAUGGUGUACUUAAUGAGGAUAAUUAAGUCAUCACAAGCAAAUUGAUUAGAACAAGCUUUUGUAGUGUUUGUUACUUUCUUUCCAAUGCGCGAGUUUCUGAUUUGCGCCGUUCUCCGUCGCACGUCCUCUGUACCUGUCAGGAAAUUAUAGAACGAUAGAUUGCCAUCUUUCUAUCACGAUGCCACGCAUUGCAACACACUGCAAUGAUCUCAGGAGGGUGCUUUCUUCUUUUACCUGUUUGCUCGUGCAGCACGGCAAAAUUAAAGGAACUAUGCGGCCGUGUCUCAACACGCGCAACAUGGUCACAUAUCUCCUUUCAAGGUUGACCCGGUUAGCGCCAUUUGCAAGCACAGCCGUUAGGUGGCAAGUGCUCAAUCGGAGUCGCGAAUAGGCUGUUUCUUUUUUUUUUUUUUUUUGCUGCCACGGAAUUUUUGUAGUAAUAAUACGCCACUGUUGGGAAUGCAUUGAAUUUGAAAAUCAGCUUUGUAAUAAUUGUUAUGUCAAUUUUUAAAUUAGAUUAUUGGACCAUUGAUCUCCCUAUUGUACUCUGUACCAUGCACCAUGAGCCCAUGUUGCUUAUUAACUUCCCUUACAAGAAAAAUAAACAAUUUUGU